Molecule: messenger RNA, 732 nt
Organism: Myotis lucifugus (little brown bat)
Lineage: Eukaryota; Metazoa; Chordata; Mammalia; Chiroptera; Vespertilionidae
Product: immunoglobulin iota chain-like
Exons: 4
Coding region: 1-732 (243 amino acids)
Biological process (GO): immunoglobulin production; immune response
Source: RefSeq, a predicted model, not a curated record
AUGGCCUGGACUCCUCUGCUCCUCGUGCUCCUCUCUCACUGCACAGGGUCCCUCUCACUGGUUGUGCUGACUCAGCCGCCCUCCCUCUCUGCAUCUCCGGGAGCCACAGCCAGACUCACCUGCACCCUGAGUGGUGCUUCCUAUUCGUUCAGUGCUUACUGGAUAUACUGGUACCAGCAGAAGCCAGGGAGCCGUCCCCGGUACCUCCUGGCCUACAACUCAGACUCAAGUAAGGACCAGGGCUCCGGGGUCCCCAGCCGCUUCUCUGGAUCCAAAGACUCCUCGGCCAAUGCGGGGCUCCUGUUCAUCUCGGGGCUGCAGCCUGAGGACGAGGCUGACUAUUACUGUAUGACUGUAGAAAAUACUGAUUCCCACAGUGACACACACAGAUGGGGAAGGUCCAGGUCUCAGGCUGUGGUCACUCAGGAGCCCUCAGCGACCGUGUCCCCAGGCGUCACGGUCACUCUCACCUGUGGCUCCAGCACAGGGGCUGUCACUGAUGGUCUCUAUCCACAAUGGAUCCAGCAGAAGCCUGGCCAGGUCCUCACAACACUGAUUCAGAACACAAACAAUAAACACUCCUGGACGCCCGCCCGGUUCUCAGGCUCCAUCCAAGGGGGCAAAGCUGCCCUGACCCUCUCAGGGGCGCAGCCUGAGGACGAGGCCGAGUACUACUGUGCCCUGUGGUACAGCAGCCGUCCCCACAGUGACAGGGAGCUGGGGUCACAGUGA